AGCAGAGCACACAGUUCCUUACAAAGCAAAGGAUGUUUAGAUCAUCAGAUAUCUUCAGUUUAUGGUAGUGGUGUAGGACUUCAGCCUAACCAAAGCACGUGGCAUUCAAUAAGGAUAUAUACAUAACCAUUUCUAUCAGUUUGCUUUUCAGACUAAACCAGUGAAAAAACAGUCACAUGUAUGGGCUAGGCUAAAAACAAAGACAUUUUUUAAAUGGCACAUUCCAGUUUUCAAAAAUCAGAUGAUUAAGGCCAUUUACACUGUCACCUUUAGGGGGCGUGGUCCACCUUUUUGGUGAAGGUACAAAGGUAGCAGUCCGCUAUCCACCUGUACGUCCCCAAUAACCUCGAACAAGGAAAUAGCAAACUAACAGCAAAAUGUGUGAUAUGCGAUGCCAUGAAGUAGGGCUACAAUGGGAAAUAAAGUAACAAGAACCUUCGAUAAGUGGGGUGUUGAUACAAAGAAGCUUAAGCUACGGAGUAAAAAGAGGAAAGAUGCACAGUCAACUCCUCCUGAGCAGACAGCAGAUGUCCAUCUGUGCGACACUGUGCCAGACGAGCCUGUUUAUGCGAAGGUGAACAAGAAGAAACGACAGCCCGAGGAGGAGCUCCACUAUGCUGAAAUCCAAGUGUUGCAGUCAGGACAGAUGGCCAGCAGAGGGAGACAGAGGCCACCUCCAGUCAGCAGCACUGAGUACGCCUCCUUAGAUUUCAGCACCACACCGCACACAAAGGCCCCAGUGUCUGCCAGUGCCAGCUCCAGUUCCAGGGACGCUGCAGAUAUUCUCAUACCUCCUGGAGCUCUGCAGAGACCAAAAUCCAAAUCACACAAAAAGAGGGGUCACUGUGCUGAAGAUUUGAACGCUGUGUUUGUUUGAUUGUUUUUUUUUUCUCUUUUUUUUAAUAAAAGGCUAUAUGGAUUUUUAUUUUUAUUUUCUUAAAGUUUGGGAGAGAUGCAGCAGACUGGAAUUUGUAGCCUAAAUGAUCAAGCCUGUUUAAUUUUUUGUUCUCAAAAGCUCUGUGAUUAUUCUUUUCAUCAAAUGCAUGUUUUUCUUUAUUUAUUUUGUACAUGCAAAUAUAUUAUAGAAGAUUUA
Alosa alosa (allis shad) is the source of this 1093-nucleotide messenger RNA. RefSeq lists its product as uncharacterized. Gene Ontology annotation, cellular component: extracellular exosome. The transcript is spliced from 4 exons. The record is from RefSeq and is a predicted model, not a curated record. NCBI's taxonomy places the organism in Eukaryota, Metazoa, Chordata, Actinopteri, Clupeiformes, Clupeidae. The coding region runs from base 413 to 877 and encodes 154 amino acids.